Acanthopagrus latus (yellowfin seabream) is the source of this 1221-nucleotide messenger RNA. It is a transcript of the gene derl2, whose product is annotated as derlin 2. Lineage: Eukaryota; Metazoa; Chordata; Actinopteri; Spariformes; Sparidae. The transcript has 7 exons. Gene Ontology annotation, biological process: endoplasmic reticulum unfolded protein response. Gene Ontology annotation, cellular component: endoplasmic reticulum membrane; Hrd1p ubiquitin ligase ERAD-L complex. Gene Ontology annotation, molecular function: misfolded protein binding; ubiquitin-specific protease binding. The coding region runs from base 65 to 784 and encodes 239 amino acids. The record is from RefSeq and is a predicted model, not a curated record.
CAACACCUUUCACUUUGUGGAAUGACGUGUCAAGAGAGUGCCGGAAGCUUUCAGUCUGUCCAAAAUGGCUUACCAGACACUACAACAGGAGUACUUACAGAUUCCUGUUGUUACCAGGGCAUAUACAACUGCUUGUGUCCUCACAACUGCUGCAGUGCAACUCGAGAUCAUCACACCAUUUCAGUUAUACUUCAAUCCGGAUCUGAUUCUAAGGAAUUACCAGGUAUGGCGGCUAAUAACCAACUUCCUGUUUUUUGGUCCAGUUGGCUUCAAUUUCCUGUUCAAUAUGAUUUUUCUGUACAGAUACUGUCGUAUGCUAGAGGAGGGCUCUUUCAGGGGACGCACGGCUGACUUUGUCUUCAUGUUCCUCUUUGGUGGCCUUCUGAUGACUAUAUUUGGCACUUUUGUGAGUCUGGUGUUCCUGGGCCAAGCUUUCACUAUCAUGCUGGUGUACGUGUGGAGUCGGAGAAACCCAAACGUGCGCAUGAAUUUCUUUGGCUUGUUGAACUUCCAGGCACCCUUUUUGCCCUGGGUGCUGAUGGGAUUCUCACUUCUCCUGGGGAACUCCAUCAUCGUGGAUCUUUUAGGUAUCGCUGUUGGUCAUGUCUACUUCUUUCUGGAGGAUGUUUUCCCCAACCAGCCAGGUGGUGGAAGGUGGCUGAAGACCCCAUCUAUCAUAAAGAUGCUGUUUGACACUCCAGAGGAGGAUGCCAACUACAACCCCCUGCCUGAGGAGCGCCCAGGAGGCUUUGCAUGGGGAGAGGGACAGCGCCUUGGAGGUUAAAUAUGCCCCCUGAUCAGGUCACUUCCAAGGACAUUCCCUCAGAGAAAGGAAGGGGACAAACAUGGUCUUUGUUUUCGACGUGUUUGUAUAGUUCUGGAUGAAGAAUGCCAAACAACCAGAACUGGUUUGGAGAUAACCGUCUGUUGUGUUUGUAUUUGGGCUUAAAUCAUCCUCAGAAACUCUUCUUGAUGCCAGAUCGUUGCUCUAAGACUAUUGGAGAGAACUCAAGCUUCGAAUGGAACUUUGGACGGUGAGCCUUUGGGCUCGGGUGAUGUUUGUCUUCAUCUCAGAAAAAAUAUUGAUAUUCAACCACUGUCAUAUGAAAGAGGGAAAAAUGACAGCAGUAAAAUAUUAUCAGAAUGAAUUUAUUCCGAUGGCAAGUGCUUUUUUUUUUUUUCAUUUCACUUUUUUAAAAAAUAAAUGUGUGUGGCAAACUA